CAUAUAUAGAAAAUUUCCAUAUAUAUCUGUGAACAAUACCCAGAUACGCUCACUCUCUGUGACGCGAAGCUUCACUCUUCAACACACCAAACAGACAUGUCAGUCAGGCUCCUCACUGUCCUCUUCGCCCUCUCUUUCUCCUUCAUCACCAUCGCCCGUGGCGAUGAUUGCGUGUACACGGUCUACAUAAGGACCGGUUCGAUCAUCAAGGGCGGAACCGAUUCCAUCAUCAGUUUAACCCUCUACGACGUGUUCGGCGAGACGGUGGAGAUCACAGACCUGGAGGCCUGGGGCGGGCUGAUGGGCCCGGAUUACAACUACUUCGAGAGGGGCAAUUUGGACAUUUUCAGUGGGAGGGGUGAGUGCCUGAGCUCCCCAAUCUGUGCCUUGAAUAUCACAUCGGACGGGUCCAGUCCCCAUCACGGAUGGUACUGCAACUAUGUGGAGGUUACGGCGACCGGAGUACACACCCCCUGUACGCAGCAGCAGUUCACGGUGGAGCAGUGGUUGGCCCUUGAUACGGCGCCUUGGGAGCUCACUGCUAUUAGGAAUUACUGUCAGUCUGAAUUUGAUGGCCGCAAGAUCAAGAAGUCUUCUCUGAUCAGAUCGGUAGUGUGAUUUUUCAUAUUUUUGCAAGAAUAGUAAUAAUAAUCUGGUGUAUGUACUAUGAGUGAUUUAUCGGUGUAUCGUUUGCUGUGAUGUGAUGUGAUUCUUUAUCGGAUCGGAUCGGAUCACUUCUUUGGUCAACUGAGUAGCUAUCAUUAUGAUAAUAAUCGAGGCAUUUGAAUUUGAAAUGCA
Tripterygium wilfordii is the source of this 798-nucleotide messenger RNA. RefSeq names its product PLAT domain-containing protein 3-like. The transcript has 2 exons. The record is from RefSeq and is a predicted model, not a curated record. The coding region runs from base 97 to 618 and encodes 173 amino acids. NCBI's taxonomy places the organism in Eukaryota, Viridiplantae, Streptophyta, Magnoliopsida, Celastrales, Celastraceae. Gene Ontology annotation, molecular function: protein binding.